GGGGAGGAGGGGGAACACGGCCUCUGCCUGCCUUCUUUCUCUCUGGCUCAGAUUGUGACUGCUGCCGCUCAGGUUGAUUGGGAGGGGACGGCGGAGAGGCCUGGCGCAGGCCCAGGCCCGAGGAAAGCUGCUUAGCCCUGCCUCGGUUGCCAUGGAGACGAGCAGGAGGCGGCGGCGGCGGCAGCAGCGAGGCUGUCAGUAAGCGAGCGAGGGAACUCGGGCGCUUGCAGCCGCGGGGGGCUGCAGGAGGGGAAGGCAGCCUCCUCCUCCUCCUCCUCCGCCACGGCCGCCGCCAUGGACAUGCACUGCGAUUGUGGGGAACCCACCGCGGUCGGGGAGCCGCAGCAGCCCUCCGGCAAGCUCAACCGGACUGCUUUCAAAUUGUUUAAGCGGAGGAAAUCCGGCGGCGCCAUGCCAAGCAUCUUCGGCGUGCGAGGCGGCAAAGGCAAAAGCGGCGAAGGCGGUGGCGGCGGCGGCGGGCAGGCUGGCAUGGUGAGGAGCAAGACGCACGACGGGCUGGCCGAGGCUGUGCUGGAGAGCGGCAAGAAGGAGGAACCGGGCGGCGGCGGCGGCGGAGGGGACCAGCAGCUCGGCGACGGGGCCAAGGAGCCUUCCCCUUCCUCCUCCUCCUCCACCGCGGCGGCUGCUGCGGCGGCGGCGGCGGUGGGCAAGUCGCACAGCUUCUUUGCGCUCCUGCGCAAAAGCGGCGGCAAAGGCGAGCGGCCGAAAGGGCGCGGAGGGCUCAAGGGGCUCUUCAGCAGCAUGCGGUGGCCCCGCAGGGAGAACAAGCCCGGCGGCGGCGCCAAGGAAGACGAGGUCGGCGGCGAGAGCUCCGAGAGCCAGCCCAGCCCCAGCCUCCUCAUGCCAGGCUCCCUGACGGCCAGCCUGGAAUGCAUCAAAGAGGAGGCGCCGCGGCCGCCCGCCGAAGCCCCCCCAAGCUCGCCAGCCUUGGCCGCGGGCGACAAGCUGCUGCCUCCCCAGACCCCCGAGGCCACCACCGCUCAAGAGAAGGAGGACGUGGAGGCCCAGGAGCCCCAGGCCGCCCUGCACAGCCCCCGGGGAGAGGAGCCCCCCAGGAUCCAGGCCAAGGAGAGGCACCCUCAGGCGCCAGAGAGCGAGGGCCAAGAGACCAAGGAGGACUCGGCUAUAACAGGCUGUGGGGACAUUAUUGCUGACCAGGAGGAUGACACGGGCAGCGGCGGCGGCAGUGGUGGAGGUGGAAGUGACAAGAGCGCCACUGGGGUCAGCAGGCCGGGAGCCUCCAAAAAGCCUCCCAGCGUGGUGGCUUACCAAGGCGGAGGAGAGGAGAUGGCCAGCCCUGAGCAGGUGGGGGACACUUGCGCCCCGGAGUUCUGGGAGACAUUGUCCCAAACAGAGGAGAAGUCGCAGGAGACCCCAGGAGGGCCGGAAUCCCUUGAGGCCGCCAAAGAUGGCAGAAGAGUUCAGGAUGGCUCAACAAGUGAGAAGCACACUGGCGUCAACCAGAUUCCAGUUCACCACAAAGAUCAGAAGAGGGAAAAGGAGCAACAAGAGGCUGUCCCCAGCAGUGACGAGGGCUAUUGGGAUUCUACCACACCCGGACCUGAGGAAGACAAUGCUAACAGUAUCCAGAAAGAGGUAAUUCCCAGGGACAGCUACAGUGGGGAUGCUCUGUAUGAUCUGUACACCGAUCCAGAUGAGAACAUAGCUGCGGUGACUUCUGCAGAUGUCACCUCUGUGAGUUGCUGCAAGCCACAGUCUCCAGUAACCAGCACAUGCCCAGUCAAAACCCAUACAACUUCACUCAAGGAUUCCAAGAUACCCAUCAGUAUCAAGCAUUUUACAUCGCCGCAUGGCAGUCACGGUCCAGAUGCCAGUAAUAGCCAUCAUACUGCACAUCACCAGCCCACCAAAAGUGAGAUCCCUAGAACAAAAAUCCCAGUUUCUAAAGUGCUCGUGCACCGGGCCAGUUAUCGGAGCUUAGCAGGGACAACAGGUAAAACAGCCACAUAUCAUGAAAGUGCCAAGAAAUAGGAGGCAAAGGUGGGCAAGUGAGUCUUUGCAGUUUGGCAUCAUUCAAUGAAGACACCUACAUGUGCCCCUUCUAUGAAUCCAAGAGACAUGUGCUUCUAAUUCCAUUUAUAUAUGGAAUUAAAUUCCUUUGGAGCACUUUUUAACAUUUGUAUUUUUUUCUGAAGCACUAAAUACUCGGGUGGCCACUUUUCCAUGCCUUUUGUGGAAGCAGGACUUUGAUUAGGAAUAUAGUUAAUAUUGCAAAACUUGUGCCAUGAAUUCUUCAAAGAAGACACUACUAUGGGGGAGAGAAAACCAAGAGAUUUUUCCAAUAUAUAUAUAUAUAUAGCAUUGGCUUUUUUAUUUUUGUUCUUUUGGCUUACACUGAGAGAUAAUGUGCAUUCUAGUGUGGGGAAAAUGUCAAGCAAAAAUAAUAAUGGCAAAAUUAAUACAAACUCUAGUGUUCAGCCUGAGGUAUAGAGAGCAUUGUCAACCAACAGCAGAUUCAACAUACUUGUAAAAGAUAGCUUUUCAGCAAGAGGUUGAUUUCUGUAAUAAGAAAGGGGGGGAUUGCCUGUCUGUUUGUUUACUUUGUAAAUGGUUAAUGAAGACAUCUAACAAACUCUCAGAUACCUACAUCAAUUUUUUUUCUAGUGCAUAAAAUAAUCAGUUUCAGGGAAUAAUUUUUUUUCCAAAUGCCAGUAAAGAGACAGCUACAAUAUUUAUACAAUAAAUUAUUGUUCAUGUAUAGAUAGAUACAUGUUAUUUAGUGGUAUGUUUUUUUAAGAAAAUAUAUUAAAAUGUCUUUCUGUAUUUACUAGAGUUAAAGCAAAAUUAGUUUUUAUAGUUAGAUAAUUUUACAAUUGUAGAUUUAUGGGCCUUCCUAAAGAACCAUAAAUUAAGGAAAAAAAUUAUAUGGGUUCUUAACAGCUUCUCCCCCCACCCCCAGAUCUAUUGUGUUGCUCUUAUGCUAGCGAUGCAUGUGUAAUACUGGAGCUAAGGUUCCAGUGGGAUUGUUGCAAGCCCCUGUUUUCAGGAGUUUCUAAAAAGAACCUCAUCUCAGACCUUGUAGAGCUGCAAACUCCCCCACUGACCCGUAA
Heteronotia binoei (common prickly gecko) is the source of this 3092-nucleotide messenger RNA. RefSeq names its product APC membrane recruitment protein 2 (gene AMER2). Gene Ontology annotation, cellular component: plasma membrane. Gene Ontology annotation, molecular function: beta-catenin binding; phosphatidylinositol-4,5-bisphosphate binding. Bases 295 to 2013 code for a protein of 572 amino acids. The transcript has 2 exons. Gene Ontology annotation, biological process: regulation of canonical Wnt signaling pathway. The record is from RefSeq and is a predicted model, not a curated record. Lineage: Eukaryota; Metazoa; Chordata; Lepidosauria; Squamata; Gekkonidae.